GCCUGCCCCUCCGAGCCCUUUUCUUCUUCCCAUUUCCUCCUUCUCCUCCGUGUCCCGCCAGCGUGAGUCUCCGCCGGUGGGGUGGGCACCAGUGCCGGCCCCCAUCCCCACCCCCCCAGUCAUGCGGUGGUGGAGCAGGCUUCGGCGGGGGAGGACGGGAGCUGGAGAAGUCUGCCUGGCCACUGUGUUUCAGUGCCUCUCUCUCUCCUAGAGCUGCUCUGGAUUGCAAAAGUGGAGGGGGGAACUGAAACGAAAUUUCCCCUUCCCCCCCGACAAGCGCAGGUUUAAAGGAAAAGAGGAAAAAACCCAACGCCCCAAGAAGAAAGAGCGAAACUUGAGUUAAGCCCCUGCUGCCCCCCACCCGCGUCCACCCGGCCAAGAGGAACUUGCACUGCCGCCCCGACUCCGUCCUUCGGCCGUGGGAACCGGAGCCGAGCCCGGGGAGACGAAGGCCCGAUCCCUGCUGGAUGCGGUGGGGAUCGGGCAGUUGGCGCCCAUGCAUUUUCUGUUCAGGAAGACAAGUAACCGAACAACGUUGUCAAACUGCUGACCCGAGGUGGAGAUGGGAAGACUGAGUGAGGUAUUGACAGAUCUGGAAUCGAUACAAUUUGUCUAAUGCAGCGGGGGAUCGGGGGUUAAGUACAUGUGAGGGAAGAGAGGAUCCAUUUGCUGAGAGAGAACGGGACAGCUAUACGUUGAUACCAAAAAUAUCCCCCUGCAGCAGCGGGAGCAGCAUCAAGCCUAGUAGCGGUACGAGGCGAGGACCCAGUUCCCUGCAGACUGCCGGAUCGAUGACACCGUAUUUGCAAAACCGGCCAGUCGAUCCCACUUGGCAAAACGACUGAUCGUUGCUAGCUUGCUCGUAAGCCGCUCGCAGAACUACCUUCUCCAAACGCCCCCUGUCUCCUCUUGUGUUUUCUGAGCACGUUAUUGUCUUUUCUGACUUAUUUUGGUGAGGGAGGGGAGAUAACAUUUUCACCCCCCAUCGAGGAGUCAGGCCCAUCGCAAAUGGCUUCAUUUCCCGAGUCCGACUUCCAGAUCUGCCCCCUGUGCAAGGAGAUGUGCGGCUCGCCGGCUCCCCUCUCCUCCAACUCCUCUACCUCCUCGUCCUCCUCGCAGACCUCCGGCUCCUCCGGGGGCGGCGGCAGCGGCUCCUCCUGCGGGGGCCCGCCGCGGAGGCUCCACGUCCUGCCCUGUCUGCACGCCUUCUGCCGCCAGUGCUUGGAGGCGCAGCGGCACCCCGGCGCGGGCGACGCGCUCAAGCUGCGCUGCCCCAUCUGCGACCAGAAGGUGGUGAUCUCGGAGCCCUCGGGUAUGGACGCGCUGCCCUCCUCCAACUUCCUCCUGAGCAACCUGCUGGACGUCGUCGUCGUGGCCGCCGCUGUCGACGAGCAGAAGAACGGCCGCGCCGCCGGGGCCGGACACACCGCAGGCUCCGGCGCGGGAGGGGGAAGCGGAGGCAACAACCGCCACCACGGCCGCCCUCCGCCGCCUCCCCGCGCCGCCGCCUCCUCGCCCGCCGCUGCCUCGGCCGCGCCUUCCUCGACAUCGUCGUCGUCCUCGGGCGGCGGCGGCGGCCCGGCGGCGCUCCUGCUGCGGCGGCCCCACAGCCGGCAAGGCGAGCCCCGCUGCAGCUCCUGUGACGAGGGCAACGCUGCCAGCUCCCGCUGCCUCGACUGCCAGGAGCACCUGUGCGAUAACUGCGUGCGAGCGCACCAGCGCGUCCGCCUCACCAAAGACCACUUCAUCGAACGGUUCGCCGCCGGCCCCGCCGCGCCGAUCGCCCUGAGCCCACCCUACCCUGCCUCGCCCUACAACAUCCUCUCGGUGUUCCCCGACCGGGCCAGCUACUGCCAGCACCACGACGACGAGGUACUGCAUUUCUACUGUGAUACCUGUUCUGUCCCCAUAUGUCGGGAAUGUACCAUGGGACGACAUGUGGGUCACAGCUUUAUCUACCUCCAAGAUGCCCUACAGGAUUCCAGGACUCUCACCAUUCAGCUCCUGGCAGAUGCUCAGCAAGGACGACAGGCUAUUCAACUGAGUAUUGAGCAGGCCCAGGCUGUGGCAGAGCAGGUUGAGAUGAAAGCGAAGGUGGUACAGUCUGAAGUCAAAGUAGUGACUACUAGACAUAAGAAGGCCUUGGAAGAGCGGGAGUGUGAACUGCUCUGGAAGGUGGAAAAGAUUCGUCAAGUCAAGGCUAAGUCCCUCUACUUGCAAGUCGAGAAGUUACGUCAGAACCUAAAUAAGUUGGACAACACCAUUAGUGCUGUUCAGCAGGUCCUGGAGGAAGGCCGUACUAUGGAUAUUCUCCUGGCUCGGGACCGCAUGCUGGCUCAGGUACAGGAACUGAAGAAUGUGAGAGGCCUUCUCCAGCCACAGGAAGAUGACAGGAUCAUGUUCACUCCCCCUGACCAGGCACUGUAUAUGGCCAUUAAAUCAAUGGGAUUUGUCAGCAGUGGGGCUUUUGCUCCUCUGACCAAAGCCACUGGGGAAGGCCUCAAGCGUGCACUGCAGGGCAAAGUGGCCUCUUUCACAGUGAUAGGCUAUGACCACGAUGGUGAGCCUCGCCUCUCAGGAGGUGACAUGAUCUCUGUGGUAGUGAUGGGCCCAGAUGGAAACCUCUUUGGGGCAGAUGUCAGUGACCAGCAGAAUGGAACCUACCUGGUCAGCUACCGUCCACAGCUGGAGGGGGAGCACCUGGUGUCCGUGAUGAUGUGCAACCAACACAUUGAGAGCAGCCCUUUCAAAGUUGUGGUGAAAUCUGGGCGCAGCUACAUCGGCAUUGGACUGCCGGGGCUCUCCUUUGGCAGUGAGGGAGACAGCGAUGGCAAGCUCUGCCGCCCCUGGGGAGUUAGCGUAGACAAAGAAGGCUACAUCAUUGUUGCUGACCGGAGUAAUAACCGUGUCCAAGUGUUCAAACCAUGUGGGACCUUCCACCACAAGUUUGGCACACUGGGCUCCCGGCCGGGGCAGUUCGAUCGCCCUGCCGGUGUGGCCUGCGACAUCUCGCGUCGCAUCAUUGUAGCUGACAAGGACAAUCAUCGCAUCCAGAUCUUCACGUUCGAGGGGCAGUUCAUUCUGAAGUUUGGGGAAAAAGGAACAAAGAAUGGGCAAUUCAAUUACCCAUGGGAUGUGGCUGUCAACGCAGAGGGCAAGAUCCUGGUCUCUGAUACAAGGAACCAUCGUGUUCAGCUAUUCGGGCCGGAUGGUGUGUUUCUGAACAAGUAUGGCUUUGAAGGGGCACUCUGGAAGCACUUUGAUUCCCCCCGAGGUGUGACUUUCAAUCACGAGGGCCACUUGGUAGUAACAGACUUCAACAACCAUCGCCUUCUGGUCAUCCAUCCGGACUGCCAGUCGGCACGCUUCCUGGGCUCGGAGGGCACUGGGAAUGGCCAGUUUCUGCGCCCACAGGGAGUGGCAGUGGAUCAAGAGGGGCGCAUCAUCGUGGCUGACUCCAGGAACCACCGGGUGCAGAUAUUUGAGUCAAAUGGCAGCUUUUUAUGCAAGUUUGGUACUCAGGGAAGUGGCUUUGGUCAGAUGGACCGUCCUUCAGGUAUAGCUGUCACCCCUGAUGGCAUGAUUGUUGUGGUCGAUUUUGGAAACAAUCGAAUUCUCAUCUUCUAAUCGGUGUUUGAAUUAGGAAGAAACUGUCUCAGGGAAAUUCUUCUAAGAAAAAAUGAAAAGAAAUACAACGUUAAUUCAAACCUACCUCAUCUUUAAUUUUUUUUACAGAUGAAUGUACUUAUCUUUUGUGCAGGGAGUGAGCCUGUAAAGUUUAAAUUCUAUCUACCUCAUUGUCCUCCCUUCCCUCCCUGGUUUCUUGCCCUUGUCCCCAUCCCCACACACUCACAGUUCAGAAUGUUUUACCUCUUUUUUUCAACCCCCAAUGGGGUUUCAUGCACAAACAAGUGUUGCUGUGCACAUUAGGUGGUUUGUGUGGCGGGUUCUGUAGACAAAGCCAAAAAAGGCUCUAUGUAACUUUUUUAAUGGAGAAAAUGGUAGUAGGUGUUUGUAGAGAAUUUGUGUUCAUGACCAUAUUGCAGUUCUUGGGGGGGGGGGGGGUGACGGGGACGGGGACACUUUUGUUUUGUUUGAUUGCUGCUGCAGCAGAGAACUUUAUCCUGUUCUCCUUUUUAUACCUCAGUGUGUUUGAUUUAUCGGUGAGCGCAGCAUCUUGCUCCCAGAUGACUUGGAACAUUUUGUGACAGUGAGUGGGAUUCACUCACUGGGAAGAGCAAGUUUGUAGUAUUACUGGGUUUUGGCAUUUCUGUGUGUAUUUUUCUGAAACACAGUAAUCCGACAGCACAAAUUGAAGCUGAAGAAAAUGCACAAAAAUUCUUUAAGUUUAAACCAAAUUGUUCAUUUUAAUGGUUUGGUGCAGUUGUUGUAAAGUUUAGGAGAAAAGCAAGGCUUCCUUUAAUGUACCCCAUCAGUUAGUAGUUCUUUUUUUUUUUUUUUUUUUACCCUUUUUACCUGAAAGCUUAAGUGAGUUAAAAGUUACUGUGUAUUUUAUCAUUACACUUAAUCUGGGUAGCAGAAGAGGAUGCAAGGAGCAUUGAAGCAGGGAAAAUCAAACCCUUUUGAUUUAAUUUCUUGUUAAACGACUAGGUUUUUUUUUUUUUUUGGCCCCUCCCUAUAGAAAGACUUUAAGAGAAUGAUGUUUGGAUUUGCUAGAACAGAAGUGAUACCUUUUUCCAAAAGUAAGAAAUCGGCAUAGCUUUGGAGAUUCAGGGUGUGUUUUGGAGAAGUCAGCAAGUUUUUUGUGUGUGUUUAAAGAGGAUUGCAGUAACUGUCAAUGACAAAAGUUUUUGGGGUUUGUUUUUUGUGGUUUUUUUUUCAUCUGGCUUCCCCAAAGAGCUGGACUGAAAAAUUCAGGAAGGUCUGCUGUAGUUUUUAAGGUCGGGUGGAGUUGUAGCUCCAUGUAACUCUUGCUACAGAUCCUAGUGAAAAGUUACCAGUACCAGCAUAAGGCAAACUGCGUCAAGAUGAAACCUCACUGUGUUUUUUUCCAGGGCAGUACCAAAGAAUUUUGUGUAAAAUAAACGUAUAUGAUCCUUUAAAGCUUGGAGGCAGGAGGAAGUUGGCCUUUUCAGGGAUAUAAAAAUAGCUUUUUGGAGAAGCAGAAACGUCUGGGGAGAAUAGCGAUCUCUCUAGCAAAAUGUGACUUUCUGAGUCCCUGGAAGUAUUUUUGUCUAUUCUUCAAUGUCUCACUUUCCAGUUUAGCUGUUGCUUCAUGCUCUGCAUAAGGCCUUUGGUGGCAAUCAGCAGUGGUUAAAGUAGGGAACAGAGGGCUUUUCCAUGUCUCUGCAAUGGAAAAAUGCAUGUAUCAGUACUCUUAAGCUUGGAAAUGCCAUGGGAUUUACCUUACUGCUUGCAAGAGAUCAUGUCUGAAACGUCAAUGUGGUUGUUACCAGAAAGUCCAAAAAGCCUUAACCAUCCUUCAAGAAAAGGGUUCAUCUCUGCCAGCCACCAUGCACAAAAGUGACCUGAGAUUGAACGGCUCUUUACAAGCUUGUGAGAAAUCACAAGGUGCACUUUCCUUCUUGCUGCUUUUCCCCUCUGAGGAGUGUUAACUUUCUGGCCUUUGUAGAAAUCCCCACGAUGUGUGCAGACAGAUGGCUGCCAUAGAGGAGGCUUAAACUAAAGGACCAGAAAGAAAUGGACAGAUUCAUGAGAUGGCAUAACCUCUUUUGAAAGAAGGGUGAGGAAAGAACACCUAACUUCAGUGAGAUAAAAUAACUGUGCUGUCUUUAAGCCAAAGCCUCAAGGAAGCAAGCUCUUCAAAGCAAUGUGUUUCAGUUAGGCUUAAUCUUAGGAUAACAUAGUUUAAAAUAGUCUUUAAAGGAUAAUCUUUAUACAGAUGUCUGUCAUUAAAUUGCUGUAGCCACUCCAAAAUAUGGGUAUGAGAGAAAACUAGUUUACCUUCAACUUUGUCAAGUUCUGCUUGUAUACAUGCCUCACUUCUUGGGAGUUACCUACAGUUGUGACAGAUAUCCACGCUUGUCUUGUAUUAUUCAGUCCAAGAAUGAUAUUCAGCUUGGGCUGUAAAAACCUAAUAGCCUGAAAGAUGUAGAUACCAAAGAAAACUGGUUUAAAAAGCUUUAACGUUUAGUUUGGAGUGUCCUUGCAUUUAUCCUAUCAUGUCUUAAUAGAAAUGCCAGGUCUUUUGAUACCUUUGCCAGUGUGGCUGACAGUGUUAAAGUACACUAGAAAUAUUCUUGUGCUUUAAUGCUUGUUGGGUUCCCCCUUCUCUGGGGCUAGAAGGGAG
Pezoporus occidentalis (night parrot) is the source of this 6271-nucleotide messenger RNA. It is a transcript of the gene TRIM71, whose product is annotated as tripartite motif containing 71. The transcript is spliced from 4 exons. NCBI's taxonomy places the organism in Eukaryota, Metazoa, Chordata, Aves, Psittaciformes, Psittacidae. Gene Ontology annotation, biological process: proteasome-mediated ubiquitin-dependent protein catabolic process; protein polyubiquitination; negative regulation of translation. Gene Ontology annotation, molecular function: translation repressor activity; ubiquitin protein ligase activity; zinc ion binding. The record is from RefSeq and is a predicted model, not a curated record. The coding region runs from base 1009 to 3627 and encodes 872 amino acids.